Pyrgilauda ruficollis (rufous-necked snowfinch) is the source of this 2286-nucleotide messenger RNA. Its product is annotated as collagen alpha-1(I) chain-like. The record is from RefSeq and is a predicted model, not a curated record. NCBI's taxonomy places the organism in Eukaryota, Metazoa, Chordata, Aves, Passeriformes, Passeridae. The transcript is spliced from 2 exons. Bases 1 to 2286 code for a protein of 761 amino acids.
AUGGGGCUCGGACCCCCAGAAACGGGGCCGGGACCCCCGGGACCCCCCGGACUCCGAGAGGGACCCCGGGAACGGGACAGGGACCCUCGGGACCCCGAACGGAGCGGAAAGACCCCAGAGAACGAGCGGGACUCCCGCGAGACCGAACGGGACCCUCGGGACCCCCGGGAACCGGGCCGGGACCCCCGGAACCCCCGGGAGACCGAGAGGGACCCCCGGGACCCCGAACGGGGCGGGGAAGUCCCGGAGACAUCGAAAGGGACCCCGGGAACGGGGCUGGGACCCCCGGGACCCCGAACGGGGCGGGGAGACCCCCGAGAUCCAAGAGGGACCCCCGAGACCCCCGAGAGCCCGAACGGGACCCCCGGAACGGGGCUGGGACCCCCGAGAACUGACCGGGAUCCCCGGAACAGGACAGGGACCCCCGGGAACCGGGCUGGGACCCCCGGAACCGGGCUGAGACCCUCGGGACGGGACAGGGACCCCCGGGACACCGGGAACCGGGCGGGGAAACCCCGAGAACCAACCGGGACUCCCGGGAACGGGAGAGGGACCCCCGGGACCCCCGAGAGCCCGAGCGGGACCCUCGCAACGGGGCUGGGACCCCCGGAAUGGGGCUGGGACCCCCGGAAUGGGGCUGGGACCCCCGAGAGCCGAGUGGGACCCCCAGUACACCGGGAACACCGGGAACCGGGCUGGGACCCUCGGGACCCCCGGGAACCGAGCGGGACCCCCGGGAACGGGAGAGGGACCCCCGGGACACCGGGACCGAGAGCCCCGGGACCCCCGAGAGCCCGGGACCCCCGGGACCCCCAGAAAGGGACCCCCGGGGACAGGGACACCGGGACCCCCGGGACCUGCCGGGACCGGGACCCCCGGAACGGGAACGGGACCCCCGAGAGCCGAGCGGGACCCCCGGGACCUGCCGGGACCGGGGCCACCGGAGGGGGCGGGGCCCGCGGCACCGGACGGACGGACGGACGGACGGAUGAGCCCGGAGCGUGGGAACCGCCGCCCCCCGCCGCUCCCGCCGUGACUCAGCGCCGGUCCCCGCCGCUGCCGUCAGCCCCCGCUGCUGCCGAGGCACCGGGACCCUCGGGACCCCCCGAACCGGUACCCCCGGGGAGCGCGGGCGAGCGGGGGCCGGGACCGGGACCGCCCCCAGCCCCGCUGCGCCACCCACGGGACCCCCGGAGCUCCUCAGCCAGCUCCCGACACCGGGUGGGCGGGGGUCGCUUUGCCCCGGUCGACCCCCGGAACCCCCGGGAGACCGAGAGGGACCCCCGGGACCCCGAACGGGGCGGGGAAGUCCCGGAGACAUCGAAAGGGACCCCGGGAACGGGGCUGGGACCCCCGGGACCCCGAACGGGGCGGGGAGACCCCCGAGAUCCAAGAGGGACCCCCGAGACCCCCGAGAGCCCGAACGGGACCCCCGGAACGGGGCUGGGACCCCCGAGAACUGACCGGGAUCCCCGGAACAGGACAGGGACCCCCGGGAACCGGGCUGGGACCCCCGGAACCGGGCUGAGACCCUCGGGACGGGACAGGGACCCCCGGGACACCGGGAACCGGGCGGGGAAACCCCGAGAACCAACCGGGACUCCCGGGAACGGGAGAGGGACCCCCGGGACCCCCGAGAGCCCGAGCGGGACCCUCGCAACGGGGCUGGGACCCCCGGAAUGGGGCUGGGACCCCCGGAAUGGGGCUGGGACCCCCGAGAGCCGAGUGGGACCCCCAGUACACCGGGAACACCGGGAACCGGGCUGGGACCCUCGGGACCCCCGGGAACCGAGCGGGACCCCCGGGAACGGGAGAGGGACCCCCGGGACACCGGGACCGAGAGCCCCGGGACCCCCGAGAGCCCGGGACCCCCGGGACCCCCAGAAAGGGACCCCCGGGGACAGGGACACCGGGACCCCCGGGACCUGCCGGGACCGGGACCCCCGGAACGGGAACGGGACCCCCGAGAGCCGAGCGGGACCCCCGGGACCUGCCGGGACCGGGGCCACCGGAGGGGGCGGGGCCCGCGGCACCGGACGGACGGACGGACGGACGGAUGAGCCCGGAGCGUGGGAACCGCCGCCCCCCGCCGCUCCCGCCGUGACUCAGCGCCGGUCCCCGCCGCUGCCGUCAGCCCCCGCUGCUGCCGAGGCACCGGGACCCUCGGGACCCCCCGAACCGGUACCCCCGGGGAGCGCGGGCGAGCGGGGGCCGGGACCGGGACCGCCCCCAGCCCCGCUGCGCCACCCACGGGACCCCCGGAGCUCCUCAGCCCGCUCCCGGUGA